Molecule: messenger RNA, 3846 nt
Organism: Haliotis rubra (blacklip abalone)
Lineage: Eukaryota; Metazoa; Mollusca; Gastropoda; Lepetellida; Haliotidae
Product: E3 ubiquitin-protein ligase Midline-1-like
Biological process (GO): positive regulation of DNA-templated transcription
Cellular component (GO): chromatin; nucleoplasm
Molecular function (GO): zinc ion binding; ubiquitin-protein transferase activity
Source: RefSeq, a predicted model, not a curated record
AAAUAAAUUUCUCGCUUAUAUUGGGCAAACGGUAAAACAUACCCUUGCCAGCUUGCCAGCAGUAGGUAAUACUAGGGUAGGAGAACACACAAUAGACUCACUCAACACAAACAAUUGAUUAACCAUGCAUGGCCUAGAAUGAUAAAUGGCAGCUGGCUUGCUAUCAGUGGAGGAGAUUACUGUGUGUCCGGCUAGGGAGAGCCAGAUCCGUGAGCAGGUAACUCAGGCUCUGUGAUGGCUGUGUUUGCCUAGAAUUAACGCUAAUGUAAUGGCCGCCAGAUGCUUGUCAUGUCUGUAUGGAGGUUGAGGAGGGAGGGGGAGACAAGCGGAGUCAGAUGUUACAUCAGGAAGUGCUGAGCGAUCACCUACAGAGUCCAUUGUUGCUGGAUGUGUUGUGGAAAGUUUGACAGUCUUAGAUGUUGUGGUAUUAACUUGCAGUGGGUGCUCAACUGAACUCAACUGAGGUUGAAGAAAACGUGAUUUGUGUUAACGGAACUGGGACAUUAGUGUAUGGAUUAUUGUGGAUGGACGUUCAAAGUGAGAUUGUUUGAUGUGUUGAGACGUACCUUACAUGGUUCAGACUGAGGGCUGUUAAUUGAUCACAUCAAUCUGUGUACAUUGAUCUGUGGAUAUUGAUCUGAUUGACUUUCAAAACAUGGAAACACUACUGUAAAGAAUGAAGAACACAGGUCUUGAAUUAGCUGGAUGAAAACAAUCAGGUUAUAGAUGAAACAAUUUGGUUAUUGAUGAGAUUGAUAUGUUGAAGGUUAUUGAUCCGAAGCAAGUUUAAUAAAACACACAGAUGUAAAUUUGGUGUCUGCUGACACAAUAUAGGGCACACUGUAUUGAGUGAGCUGCUGAAAUGUCCUCCAUCUAUACAACUAUGCUGCUGGUCACUGGAUGUCUUGCUGACUGAGAUUACACCGUGGUUCUACAGAAUGUGGGCGGCCUACUCCAACACGGCCACAGUAGAGGAGGGGAGUGUUGUCCACCUCCGCUCUGACAGCUCCACCUCCCAAACACCGGACUUGACCUAUGACAUGAUGGAGGAUGAGCUGACCUGCCCAGUGUGUCUGGAGCUGUUUGCUGAUCCUCUCAUGCUGCCCUGCUCUCACAGCAUCUGUAAGAAGUGUCUCCAGGACAUCCUUGACAACAGACUCAAGCUGGGCAAAGAGGAUGUGGAGUGUCCGUCUUGUCGGAAGUCGACGGCAGUGGCCAAUGAGAAGUUGAUGAGUCUGCCCAAGAACCUGGCUCUUGAGAACAUUGUGUUCCGGUUCCAGGAGAUUCAGAGCUCUAACCUCACCAAGAGCAAGAGCCUUGACCUUGGAACAAACUUUCAACUGAACACCUCAUCUGAUGACUGUGAUGUUCCCGUGUUUCCCGAGUACAUGAGCAAGGAUUGCGGACUUUGUGAUUCCAAGUCCCCAGCCAAAGCCACCUGGUUCUGUCAGCAGUGUUCUGUGUUGUAUUGUCAAAAGUGUCUGCAGACAUAUCACCCCAAGAGGGGACCUCUGAGUCACCAUCGAGUCCGGAAACCUUCCAAGGUGGAGGUUGAGGAGAAACCUGUGUUUUGUUGCGACCAUUACUCGGAGACUACCAGUAUAUUCUGUGAUACGUGUAAGGUGCUGGUGUGCCAUCUGUGUGUGUGCGAGGGAGUGGGCAAACAUUCAGGUCACAAGAUCCUGGCUCUUGAUGCCGCUUGGAAGCAACUCAGGGAAUCUGUAGUACAUUCCAAAGAGAGGCUGGAGUCCAUGAUGACCAACUUGACGGAGCAGAAUACUCGACUGGACGAAGUCACAGAUGAAAUAGAGCUCCUCCAUAAACUGGCGAGAGAGAAGAUCGAGAGGCAGCAUCGUUGUCUGCUGCAAGAAGUCACGCAGGCCCUGGACCUCCAGAAGGAGGUAGUCCUGGCCAGCAUCGGGAAGCAGCAGUCCCUGGCCAGCCUGCAGUACCACACCCAGUGUGAUGCCAACAAAGCGUUAGUCAAGUCCAUGGAGAGUCUGGCAGAAGCCUGCAAGAAGCUGCUGGAUGAGGAACACACCAAGGAGCUCCUCCAGAAGGCAAAGGAUGUCAGUCCUAUCGUCACCAAGGUGGACCAGUUGUCUAAAGAUACUCAGAGUCGUGAUGCAUCCUUCAAGAGUCUGGUCACCCAUCAGCCUGCACAGCAGGAUAUACGGAUGUCAGUGCUCAGGUUCCGAUCACUGGCCUUUGAUAGUCUCAAGUGUUUUACUGGUGACGACAGCGAAGUGUACUGUGUGAGCCUUGUACCAACGAUCAGAUCAGUUGCCUCCCCUGGCAAGAGUGACGCCAGGAUGUAUAAAAUAUCAACAAAACAAAGUCUUAUAACAUGGGGUUUCAACUCCACCACCUUCACAGCUGAAAAACUGGAAGAUAAUUCACUGUGGACCAUAACGAUCGAGAAAAAUACAAACCAGAUACGAGACAUAAAGACGGGCUAUUUAUUUGGUGUAGGAAUAUCUUCUGAAGUGCUAAAUUACAAGGAUCAAGUAGGAAUGAGUAAAAGGUCUUAUGCAGUUGUGUGUUCGAAUGGGAAUUUACAUUUUUCUCACAAUGGGAAGAUGGAAACGCUGAUGCCGUUGGACGCUCUGCCCAUGUCCGUUACAGUCUGCUAUAACGGAUCAAAGUGCGCGCGCUUGAUAUUCACUUAUACCCUGACCAGCGCAGUGUGGGGAGACACACUAGUCGGAAAGCGGAUUAUAGAAAACGAGGCUUUCAAGGACUGUUACCAUCCUGUGUUUACAGUGAGUCAUAGGGUGAAGAUGCAGUUCCCUACACACGUGUAGCGAUCUCUGAUUGGAUGGUUGCAGGAAAGGAGAUGUAAAAUGUCUUGCGAUCGGUCAAAAGAAAUUGAAGCUUGAUCUGAAACAUCUGGAUUACAAAUAAUCAACACAAGAUUCCAUAAUGGAAUAGUAGUGCUUUUGCAGUAGUACUGCCAAUGUCAAAACUUGCAUCGGUUUUGCUGUGCAAGUAAAAACCGCAAGGAGCCACAUGUUAUGAAAUGUUUCUAGAUUGUGGUUAGGAAGGAGAGGAUUGGUUGGUGACAUAAUAUUAAUUCACAUGGAGGGCCAAUACAGAUCAGACUCUGACAUUUUGAAGUAUGGUAUAGACAUUAUUUUGUUGAUGUUUUGAGGAAGUCAGGGUUGUGAUGUAACCAUGGUAACAUGAUAGACAACAUGGAUGACGGUAAUACUCUGUAGCACAAUUACACGGGUCCAAGUGAUACCCAUGUUUGAGGUUUACAGGUAUGUGUUUUCCUGUUGUUGAGUAUAGUUCAGAAUUCCAGUUGUCACUUUCUUUGCAAUACUGCAACACUCCUAAAUCAGUUCUUUUGUAAAAUCUUACCAGAUUUGUUUGAUUCGAUACAUGGGUAGAAUGUCUGACACCUACUUCAGGUGUUUCCCUUCCAGGAUAUUGCUUCAAUAUUGCUAAAAACGGUAUAAAACACAACUCACUAACUCGCUAUUGAAUUUAUAUCACACUUGCAGAAUACUGUUAUCAACAUUGCUUUGUUAAGAUUUGCGUCCCCCUGAUAAGGGUCCAUCCAUACAGAUGAAAGUAGCUGCAUCAGCAGGUGUGUUUCACAACAUGAGCUAUUCCACAGUAUCAUUACACCUGAAAUGUUUCAUCAUUGAACUCCUGGUAGGGAACUUACUGCAUGUAUUGUGUAUCACUGAUACGUCAUGUCAAGACCAACCUAUGUUGAAACUUAGUGCAAGUCCUUGAUGUCGUCUAUUUACAUCUACAGUAUUUAAAUCUAGGGAGCAUCCAAUUCUGUACCAUUUAACAUUGGGUUUAUAACAAGGACUUCUUUACUUCCAUGCUUAU